Messenger RNA from Prunus mume (Japanese apricot), 983 nucleotides. Lineage: Eukaryota; Viridiplantae; Streptophyta; Magnoliopsida; Rosales; Rosaceae. The record is from RefSeq and is a predicted model, not a curated record.
UGUAUCACAAAUCAGAACUCCAAUUUGGGGAAAAACCAAAAAAAUAAGGGGCAUGGCCAUGGAUGGCAGCAACGCGGAGGAGUUGGCCAUUGGGUGCUUCGUCUCCAUCAAGACCACCUUGAGUGACGAGUUUCAGGGGCAAGUCAUCACCUUCGAUCGCCCCUCCAACAUCGUCGUCAUUCAAGAGGGUUCGAAAGGAGGGUCUCGGCGGAACAUAAGGCUGCUGAAGGCGAACUAUAUAAAGGAGUUGUCGUAUUUGGGUCAAGCCGAAGACCCGCUUGAUGUCAAAAACUGUUACCUUGAUCUCAAUAGUCUCCGCGCCAGAGAGGAAUUGGCCAUUAGACAAGCAGAGGCAGACUCCGAGAGGAUUGGUGUUGGGGUCACCAGCCAGGCCCAGAACAUUUUCGACGCCUUGUCUAAGACGCUUCCAGUGCGCUGGGACAAGACUGUAAUAGUUGUGAUGAAUGCGGUGCGUGUAAGCAGUCCAUAUACUCCGGAGUCUGUCAGUGGAGGAACACCUGCUGCCAAUGAGCGGGUGAAGAAAGUGCUUGAGCUUGAGAGGAAAAGGUUGCAAACUCGUGGCAGUGGUCAAUGAUGGAUUCAGGUUUGCACCUGAUUGGCCAAUAGGAAAAGACUUUUCCCUCGAGGGAUAAAUCAUGAUGGGUAUGUAGGUACACUCAACCUUCUCUGAGGGGAACAUGUUAUCUAUUCUCUUGAGACAUUUGAACGCCUGAAUCAAAGAAUCAAUCCAAUACAUAUCAUUCGAUCUGUAGUUCUUUGGUCUUGCCAACAAUUGGCUCGUCUGUUGUGUUUGCUAUUGCUCAUGACUUGAGUUUGAGACGGUUUGUAUGCUAUUAAGAGAUUGAGUUUUACACCAUCGCUAUACCCCUGUUGAAUAUUUGGGGAAUUGCUAAUUAAUUGUGCAUUUCUCGCCGUUGUCACACCAGGGGCAAGUAAUCUGAUAAGACUUGAAAAGUUAAUAA